GGCUGCAGAGGAUCUGGAUUCUCAGCACGUCCAGGCAGGUCUGACUGAAAUGGAGAUGCUCUUGGUCCUGGUGUUUGCCCUGCUGGGUGCUGCCUCAGCUGGAAGGCUUUCCGAGGUCCAGGAGCUAGUGGUGCCAGCCAAGGAAGACAGCUCUAUUUCUAGGGAGGAAACAGGACUGGAGACUGGGGACUUGGACCCGCCCUGCCCCCUGGAGUCUGAGACCUUCAUGGUGACGAUGGCAGGGGAGGGGGCCAAGACUUGUCGGUACAAAGUAGUGACUAGAAGCCUGACCUUUAGUCAAGCCCAGAGAAUAUGUGCACGCUGCUACAGGGGCUGCCUGGCCUCCAUCCACAAUUCCAGGGUGAACCGGUACCUGCGCUGUGCAUCCCGUAAAUAUACCAACAGUGGCCAGGUCUGGAUUGGAGGCCAGUGUGCUGUCUCGAAAGGACGUGUCGUCAGCUGGUGGAUGGACAGGAGCGCCUGGAACUACUCCCACUGGGCCCGCGGGAACCCCAUCCGUCGCUGCAGGAGCUGCACAUCCCUCUGUACCAACAAUGGUCUGUGGAGGUCUCGUAACUGUAAUACUCGCUUGCCCUUCAUCUGCGAGGUCUGAGAAAACAUGCAUGGCCCUGCGGCUCCCCAUCCCCGCCGCUCCACCACCAGGCACUCCCAGCUCUGCGUGGUGUCUCUGCUCUCUGCACUCAUCUCUCCCUCUGCAGUGGGUUCUGGGUUCUGGCUGUGUCCCAUCUCCUAGGUAGGGGCUGCCCCCACGUAUGGUAACUGCUUGCUGUUCUCUGCAAUAAAAUACUGCUUCACUCAGCAG
Alligator mississippiensis (American alligator) is the source of this 823-nucleotide messenger RNA. RefSeq names its product bone marrow proteoglycan. The record is from RefSeq and is a predicted model, not a curated record. Bases 50 to 613 code for a protein of 187 amino acids. Lineage: Eukaryota; Metazoa; Chordata; Crocodylia; Alligatoridae. The transcript has 6 exons.